Molecule: messenger RNA, 2333 nt
Organism: Macadamia integrifolia
Lineage: Eukaryota; Viridiplantae; Streptophyta; Magnoliopsida; Proteales; Proteaceae
Product: serine/threonine protein phosphatase 2A 57 kDa regulatory subunit B' beta isoform-like
Exons: 3
Coding region: 505-2079 (524 amino acids)
Biological process (GO): signal transduction
Cellular component (GO): protein phosphatase type 2A complex
Molecular function (GO): protein phosphatase regulator activity
Source: RefSeq, a predicted model, not a curated record
UUUGGUCAUUUUAUUUCAUCUUUUGCUGAUUUUCUUCGUCUUUCUUCCAAUUUUAAUUCUCUCUCUUCUCUUUCUUUCUCUAUCUGUCUCUGUUCCGUGUAUCGGUGGCUGCAAAUCAAUGAAUGGAUCGUCCGAAAACUAAGUGGGUUUCUGAUGAUUUGAUUGAUUUGGUUUUAUUCCGGCGACCUCUUACAGUUUACAGAUGGUUCCGCCGUUCAAUUUCUCUGGGGUCGGAUUUCAUGAUGGUUCGAUUUAAAUUUUAAAUUUGAAAAACGGCGUUCUUCGUCAUCUGGUUCAGACGCUUCAAGAGGUUCUUAGAUCCGCGGGUUUUCGAUUUCUUCAAAAUGUUAUUGACAUCUUAGAAGUGAGAGAAGUUUCGAUUUUAUUUGGUUUGUUUCAGUUGAUGUUUCUCGGUUGUGGGGUUCUUCAAUUGGCUCGGUAUUGAAAUUGGAACAGAAGAAGAUUAAGAAGAUCUAGGGUUAGGGUGUACCAUCAGAAGGGGAGAUGUUCAAUAAAAUCAUUAAGCGUGGGCAUCGUAAGGUCUCCAAGUCGGAUCUCCAUGAACCUGCAAUUUAUGGAAAUGGUGCUUCAGCAUAUCGGAAUUCUGGAUCGGUCUCCACAUCGAAUGUUACCGUGAACCAUGCCUCUCGACCCACCAUUGUUGCCCCUGGUGCCAAUUCUCAGCAAAAUGCAACAACAGCUUCUUCCAAUUUACUCUCCUCCUCUGGGUUUUCUUCGGGUAUCGUUGAAACUCUUCCCAUGUUCAGAGAUGUUCCCGCUUCCGAUCGCCCCAGUUUGUUCCUCCGAAAGCUUCAACUUUGCUGCAUCAUUUUUGAUUUUUCUGACACCGUGAGAUCGAUUCGGGAGAAGGAGACUAAGCGUCAGACCCUUCUUGAACUUGUAGAUUUCAUACAAUCGGGUAAUGGCAAACUUAGCGAGGACCUCCAGGAAGAGAUGAUACGAAUGAUUUCCAUCAACAUUUUCCGUUGCUUGCCCCCAUCUUCCUAUGAGAAUACUGGCGCCGAAGCCACUGACCCAGAGGAGGAUGACCCGUAUCUCGAACCUGCGUGGCCUCACUUGCAGCUUGUGUAUGAGCUGCUAUUGAGGUAUGUUGUGUCGUCUGAUACUGACACUAAGAUCGCUAAACGUUACAUCGAUCAUUCCGUUGUUUUAAAACUCCUCGAUUUAUUUGAUUCCGAAGAUCCGCGUGAGCGGGAGUACUUGAAGACCAUUCUCCAUCGUAUUUAUGGGAAGUUCAUGGUGCACCGUCCUUUCAUAAGGAAGGCUAUAAACAACAUUUUUUACCGUUUCAUAUUUGAGACGGAGAGACACAGUGGAAUUGGGGAGCUGCUGGAAAUUCUCGGGAGCAUAAUUAAUGGGUUUGCCUUGCCAAUGAAGGAGGAGCAUAAGUUGUUCCUCGUUCGUGCUCUUAUCCCACUCCAUAAACCUAAACCUAUUGCUUUGUAUCAUCAACAGCUCUCCUACUGUAUUACCCAGUUUGUUGAGAAGGAUUACAAGCUGGCAGAUACUGUCAUCAGGGGGUUGCUAAAGUACUGGCCAGUCACAAAUUGUCAGAAGGAGGUUCUCUUUCUUGGAGAACUAGAAGAAGUACUGGAGCUAACGCAGUCUGCGGAAUUUCAGCGUUGCAUGGUUCCACUUUUCAGACAAAUUGGGCGUUGCCUUAACAGCUCCCAUUUCCAGGUUUCAGUAUGUCGAAAUGAUCAAACGAAGCCAACCAUCAAAAUAUGCAGAGUAGCAGAGCGAGCCCUGUUUUUGUGGAACAAUGACCACAUUGUGAGCUUGAUUGCACAGAACCGUAGUGUGAUAUUCCCAAUUAUUUUUGAGCAGCUGGAGACGAACAUAAAGAGCCAUUGGAAUCAAGCUGUACAUGGGUUGACAGCCAAUGUGCGAAAGAUGUUCUUGGAGAUGGACAAUGAGCUGUUUGAAGAGUGCCAAAGGCAGUACCAAGAGAAAGUGGCAAAUGCAAAAGAAUUAGAAGAACAGCGAGAGUUGACAUGGAAGAGACUGGAAGCUGUUGCAGCGAAGGCUGGAGGAGAGGACAUGGUUUUGGUAAACUGAUAUAGUUGCGUGCCCCGUCAAUCAUAUUCGAUAGAUAGGUGGAUAAUACUGGUUUCUCUUCAUUCUAGUUGGAUUUUCUUCUUUUAUUAAUUUUUUUUUUUGGGGGUUUGGGGUUGGGGGGGGGGGGGGAGGAGGUUGGAAAAUGUCCUAUUGGGGUAUUCAAGAAAGGCAGUGUGUAGUGUAUGUUAAAAAUGUAUCAAAAUAUGUGGAGAAUAUGCUGCAGAUUAUGAAUGCUUGUGAAGAUUUCCAGCAAA